Messenger RNA from Ricinus communis (castor bean), 2058 nucleotides. Its product is annotated as succinate-semialdehyde dehydrogenase, mitochondrial. Bases 23 to 1837 code for a protein of 604 amino acids. Gene Ontology annotation, molecular function: succinate-semialdehyde dehydrogenase (NAD+) activity. The record is from RefSeq and is a predicted model, not a curated record. Gene Ontology annotation, biological process: GABA catabolic process. Lineage: Eukaryota; Viridiplantae; Streptophyta; Magnoliopsida; Malpighiales; Euphorbiaceae. The transcript is spliced from 21 exons.
UUUGUUUCAAGUGUAAGCCCACAUGCACAAGUUACAGGCGUCACAAUCUGCAUUACACGAAAAGCACGGAGUGGUCAUCGUAUCAACUAAAGAAUCCGUCAGAAUAAGACUCGCAACUCUUAAGGAAAAGCAUCCAUCACUCCUCAUCACUCACUCUCGCUACAGCAGCCUUCUCGGACUGCUAGCAAACGUUGACAACAGCAAGCACUCUGGAAAAGAAAAUAUGGCAAUGGCUGGGCGUCUGAGAUUGGUUCCCUCUCUCCGAAAUCGGAUGCUGAGAUCGAUGUCUGCCUCUAUUGCCGGACCCGCCGUUCAACGCUCCGUUCUCUGCCGUGCUUUCACAUCUGAGGUAUGCAUGAAAACUGAGAGUCUUGCUGCUCGGCUACGUAAUGCAGGGCUAUUACGAACUCAGGGUCUUAUUGGUGGAAAGUGGACUGAUGCAUAUGAUGGGAAGACAAUUCAGGUUCAUAAUCCAGCGACUGGUGAAGUUAUAGCAGAUGUCCCAUGCAUGGGUGGAAAUGAGACAAAGGAUGCGAUAUCAUCUGCUCACGAUGCAUUUCAAUCCUGGAGCAAACUCACUGCCAGUGAGAGGAGCAAACAUUUACGAAGAUGGUUUGACUUACUAAUUGCCCACAAAGAGGAACUUGGACAACUAAUAACCUUGGAACAAGGGAAGCCUCUCAAAGAAGCCAUAGGUGAGGUUAGCUAUGGAGCCAGUUUCAUUGAGUUCUUUGCGGAGGAGGCAAAACGUGUAUAUGGUGACAUAAUCCCAGCUACUCUUGGUGAUCGUCGGUUACUUGUUCUGAAGCAGCCUGUAGGUGUUGUUGGAGCAAUUACGCCCUGGAAUUUUCCCUUGGCCAUGAUCACUCGUAAGGUUGGUCCGGCCCUCGCUUGUGGUUGUACAGUGGUUGUAAAGCCCUCUGAACUUACACCUCUCACAGCCUUAGCAGCAGCAGAGCUAGCCCUUCAAGCUGGAAUACCGCCGGGUGUUCUGAAUUUGGUCAUGGGAAAGGCUCCUGAUAUUGGAGAUGCUUUACUUGCAAGUCCACAGGUUAGAAAGAUCACAUUUACAGGCUCAACUGCUGUGGGAAAGAAGUUGAUGGAAGGUGCUGCUAGGACUGUUAAAAGGGUGUCUCUGGAACUUGGUGGGAAUGCACCCUGCAUUGUAUUUGAUGAUGCAGACCUUGAUGUGGCAGUAAAAGGAUCACUUGCAGCAAAGUUCCGUAAUAGUGGACAAACAUGUGUCUGUGCAAAUCGAUUAAUCGUACAAGAAGGUAUCUAUGACAAAUUUGCUGAGACUUUUUCAAGAGCUGUUCAGAAUUUGCAAGUUGGGGAUGGAUUUACUGAAGGUGUGGCCCAGGGUCCAUUAAUUAAUGAAGCUGCUCUGCAGAAGGUUGAAUCAUUUGUUCAAGAUGCCAUCUCAAAGGGUGCAAAAGUUCUUAUCGGAGGCAAAAGACAUAGUUUGGGGAGGACUUUCUAUGAGCCUACUGUAAUUAGUGAUGUCAAGAGUGAGAUGGUUGUAUCCAGAGAGGAAGUAUUUGGACCAGUGGCACCGAUAUUGCGGUUCAAGACUGAGGAGGAAGCUAUCUCUAUUGCUAAUGACACCAAUGCAGGAUUAGCAGCAUAUAUUUUCACGAACAAUACACAACGUUCAUGGCGUGUCGCUGAAGCUCUGGAGUAUGGACUCGUAGGCGUCAAUGAAGGACUUAUUUCAACAGAGGUGGCUCCAUUUGGAGGAGUAAAACAGUCUGGUCUAGGAAGGGAAGGCUCCAAGUAUGGGAUGGAUGAAUAUUUGGAGCUCAAAUAUGUAUGCUUAGGAGAUAUGAACAGAAAAUGAGAUGCAAGGUAGUAGCGGCUUGUAACUUUCAAAAGAAUCGAUGAGCAGUAGAAAGAUCUUUGCAGCUUGUGUAUAUAAAUAAUUGUUACUUGCUCGAUGAUCUGGAAGACAUAAUUGCAUAGUCUGUUGUAUCACACAGUUUCUCCCUUCCUGCUCAAUGUGCUGAAUGCUCAUUUCUCAUCAUUUUCUCUAUUUUCAUGUGCAAAUGGACUAUUCUACAA